Messenger RNA from Lasiodiplodia theobromae, 1500 nucleotides. RefSeq lists its product as uncharacterized. The transcript is spliced from 6 exons. Lineage: Eukaryota; Fungi; Ascomycota; Dothideomycetes; Botryosphaeriales; Botryosphaeriaceae. The coding region runs from base 1 to 1500 and encodes 499 amino acids. The record is from RefSeq and is a predicted model, not a curated record.
AUGUCGCUUAGGUCGCAGCUGAGUCUCAAGAGGCUGUACAGCAUAUUCAACCUGAUCUGUUCCGACGUCGUCGUCUCCAAUCAGCGCUCGCCACUCAUUUCCAUCUCAUCGGGUAUCUUCGCCUUCGGCGACCAUCCUUAUUUGCCGCUCCCGUCGUCUUUCCCACUCUUCCGUCCUGAAGGCUCGAUGCGCGAACGGUCGUCCUCAUCUUUCGAGAGCGAGUCUCUCGCAUCCACCGCCAGGCUGCCAGUAUCCGCCGCUGGAGUAAAGCGCCGUCGCACAACGGGAGCUGCACGCACUAGCACCACUUUGGCAGCGCGUCCCCGCCAUGCCGACGAUGAUGAGGACGAUGACGACGACGACGAUGAGGAUGAUGAGGACGAUGACGAUGACGAUGACAAUGACGAUGACGACGAAGAAUCGGAGGAACCCCGGCUGCAGCGCAGGCGCCAUGUAGACACCCCAUCCUCAACCAGCUCGCCACCAAACAACGGUUAUAGGAAGCAACAGCGGCUUAAUCGCACGUUGGCACUGCCCGGGGAUGUCAUGGUUGUCCGGGACUUCGAGAUGGACCGGCCGCCGUUCCCGCUCGCGGUUAUGGUGCAGGGCAUCUACACCAUCAAGACCGGCCGUCACGUGUUUUUCUACGAGGAGCAGGAGAAGGGACCCAGAGCUCCGGAGACGAACCGCGAUUUUGAGUUCCUGGAAGACGUCCAGCACCCGUAUUAUGCUCCGGUUCUCACGCGCGACGCCUUGCAGAAGAUUGUCGAGGUGGCCCGGGAAUGCUCAAAUGGCAAGCACUGUGUGGCUGAUUGGAAUGCGCGUGUGCACUCUGCGGUACUGGACCUUGCCCCGCACAACACGACCUUCACCGAACGUAUUUGCUUCAUGAACUGUAACACCGCCCAAAUUCAGCCAGAAAGUCUCGUACCAUCAUGGCCGCGCCUGACCGAAUAUCAGCUGACGUCGAAGAUGGUGGACUUCGCCGUCUGUCUACGCUUCGACAGAGACGACGACCUGGAAUGCAUGCGCGACGUUAUACUCAAAUCCAACCCACAAAGCCUUUCUAUCAAUCAAACAUUGCACGACCCACUCAUCGCCACCCCCAUCGCCCUUAGCAUCUUUACGAAGCGUCCCGACCAGACCUGGGAUGAGGCGCAGCUUCAGAUCAGCGUCUGGGUCGCCGCUCAACUCAAGCGGCUGGAACAGCUGGUCAAGAGCGCAUGGGGCGAGGAGUGGCGCAAGCACGCGUACGACUUUCUUCCGUUCAUCAUUAUCGACGGCCACGAAUGGAGCUUUCUCGCCGCUUCUUUGAAUGGCAUCGGCCAGACUGUUAUCUGGAGGAAAAUCAUGUUUAGUGACACUAUGACAGAGUCUGGUGUCCAGCAGAUUGUCGCGACUCUGCACUGGAUUGCCAUCUGGGCGCAGAGAACUUACCGGCGUUGGCUCUACGAGUCCGUGUUGGACGUGUCCAUGCCUCCUGAUGAUGGCGAUUAUUGA